Molecule: messenger RNA, 2271 nt
Organism: Ambispora leptoticha
Lineage: Eukaryota; Fungi; Glomeromycota; Glomeromycetes; Archaeosporales; Ambisporaceae
Source: the annotation of a GenBank genome assembly
AUAGAGACAGACGGACGACACCUUACGUUGUGUUUCCCUUUGCUCAUGGACGAGAACAAGUCUCAGGCUCUCCAUGUUACAGGAAUACUUAUUUACCGUUUACAGCGUCAAGUUGAAUUUUUAUUGUUAAACGACAAUUUCUCCCAUAAGAAACAUUGGACCGCUCCUAAGGGUAAAGUAAUUGGUCUUGAGGACGAAUUAAAAUGCGCACUCCGUAAUACAAUCGAAAUCACUGGUCUUUCCCCAAAGGAUUUAAGAAUUGAAGAUAAUUUUAGAGUUGAAAUUAAAUAUCUUUCAGAAACUCGACCAAAAAGAGUAGUAUAUUAUCUCGCUCAAGCAAUUGAUCAUGCUCGCAUAUUCACUGCUGGCGAAGGUCUCAAUUUUCAUUGGCUUCCACUUAAUAAUGCCAUUGAGAAAGCAAUCUACAGAAGUAUGCAAGAUGUCCUCAGACAAGCUGCUGCUUUCAUUGAAAAAAAUAAGCCCGCGCGAAAUUCUGAUUCGGUUCCUACUCGCACGCGUUUUGAUAAACACCAAGGCGGUCACAGCGAUAGGCUAGAGUCUCGAUUAAAGAAUUUGAAUUUAGCAUUACCAUUAGACUCGCAAAAACAAGCUAUUUCACGACAACGUCUUGAUGGUGGUAACAGUAAUGGAUAUUCACCUCUUAACUCACCCGUAAUGCACUUUGAAAAUCCUCUCUAUAAGACGCGUCUUUGCGAAAGAUUUGAGACGGAAGAGUUCUGUCCGUAUGGAACAAAAUGCACUUUUGCUCAUGGUACCGCUGAAUUGAGGGAAAGACCUCUCACUGAGGAAAAGAUCGGGAUUCCUCCCAUCAGCAAAGAUGGUCCUGAAAAUCCUCUUUAUAAAACUCGUUUGUGCGAAAGGUUCAUUAAAGAAAAUUUCUGUCAGUAUGGACCUAAAUGCAAUUUUGCUCACGGGGAACAAGAGUUACGGGAAAGACCUGACGUUCCACCUAACCCACGCGAUAACCGAGAUCGCGAUUCCGUUGAGCUUAAUUCACAACAGAGUCAACGGCACCAUCAUAGUGAGCAGCGAGCCAAUAAUUAUCAGAAAAAUCAUCAUCCAGAGUCAGGAGGAGAUUCGAUGCAUGAUAAUGCAUUUCCAGAACAACCACACGAGGAAGAAGAAUCGGAUGAAAAGGAUGAAAAGGAAACUCGCAAUAGUCAUACUUAUCAAUAUCCACGACAAUACCAACAACGCCCUUCUUACAAUAGCAUGAGUGAUUUACAUAAAAAAUCAUCUGGGAAUACUUCAUUUGCGCGAUCAGAAAUUCAGAAUGGAAUUUUCGGUCGAAUUGCUUCCCUGUCAGGACAUCAUGAUUUAUCGUCAAGCUUACAAAAUAGACGAUCCAGUAUUAAUACGCUUCAUGCGCAAUCUGAAGAAGUGGCAGAAACUGAAACUGAAACUCAUUCGGAACAACUGCAAGAAGUUCCGAAAGAUGAUGAACCGGCCGAGAGUCAAAUAUCCGCCGAUAAAAAAUCAAGUCCGGCUGAAAAUGAACAAAAAGAUCAAAAAGAGAAAAAAGAACACGGAGAAAUUGAAGGAAAGGAACAGAUUGAAACUAAAAAGUCUGAGCAGCGAGAUCCAUCUCCUCCUUCACCAGCAUAUAGUUCCAAUAAAACAUCGGUUAAUGCUAGACGACGUCCCGCUGUUCAUGAUACGGUGUCAUUAAAAGAUCUAUUGAGCGGAAAUGCUAAGCCCGAAAACGAGAAAUCUUGGAUGAAAGUAGUGGAAUUAUCGAACGAUGAAUUAGAAAAACUAGGCAAGAUUAAAAAAAAUGAAAUUCUUGGGGUACCUGCUGAUAAAAGAUCAUCCGAAGAUAUGCUUGUUGAAGAGUUGAAACGGUUUUUUGUGCAAGUCAAAGAACAAUCAAAAUCGGUGAAUGAUGAAAUCAAGGAAGUAACCCGCAUCGAAAUGAGACAUGAUUUGAGUAAACAGCAAUUGUUUAUGAUUAUCAUGCGAAGUUUAUAUGAAGAUACGAGUUUUGAUUUAGUUCAAAAAGACUUGUUGACCAGAGAAAAAUUAUUUAAAAAGGUUAUUUUCCUCGGAUGUUGGGAAAAAUUCUUUCUUCAACGUAAUACUAAUCUUAUUCCUAAAGCACCCUUGCUUUUCAAGUCAUUCUAUGACAGAGACUUGAUUGAAGAGGAUUCUAUAUUGGAAUGGUAUGAUCAAUCGCCAAAAGACAACAACGAAGUGAGGAAGAAAUGUUCGAUUUUUGUGAAGUGGUUGAGAGAAGCGGAAGAGGAGGAGUGA